AUGAGUGCCGAAGAACAAUAAUUUGCAUAUGUCUUAUCAAUCAAGAUUCCCAAUUAUUUGUUCUAAAACAUUUAGUUCAAAUAAUGUUAAGUUGUGUCAGGAAACAGAAAGUCCAAAGUGCCAUUAUCUAAAGUCUUUAAACUUGAUUAUAGACUUUAAUACAAACUGAUUAUAAUAAUAUCAUCAAUUGUUGUUAUUUCUAUGACAUUAGAUUGCAAAACUUUCAUUUGCAAAAAAACCGAUUACAUCUAAUAUAAAGAAAAUAAACGAUUUUUAAUAGGAGUUAAUUAGAUAUAAGAUAUAUUUAUUAAUAUUAUCUUAUAAUAAAAUAACAUACAUGAUCUGCUACAAAAGCAAUUUCUUUUCACACCAAAAGUACAAAAUUUUUAUGUUAAAAGACGAGCUUCAACUCUCCAACGUAUAUUUAAAGUUUUAAUUUAGAAUUAACAUUCAUUAGUGAUUUAACUUAACUCAUUUGAUCCAAAAAUCACGUGGAUUACCAACGAUAAUUCAGAAAUCGUCUCUUUUGAGUUGUUCCUCAAUAAAAAAAAGUCUAUUUACAAAUUUGCUCCGAAUAUUGGAAUUUUAUUGAAAGAGUUCUUGAAUGGAAAAGUGUGUUUUGAAGGAAUCAAUAAUCAUUACAAGAUUUCCUAAUACAUUUAAAAAAGAAACUUUGGUUCCGUAUAUAUUUAUAUAAUACUUUAAUAGAUAGUUCGUAUGAGGAGUAUCCAUAACGAGGAGUUAGUAACCUGUAAAAUAUUUAAAUAAGGAAGGGCUGAAUUUGAACAAGUAUUCUUUAUAUUCUAAUUUAGGAAUUUCGAAAUGAAGUAAUUGCCCUUCAAUUUUUAAAGCAUAAAUUUAUUCCAAAAUUAAAAGAAUACUAUAUCGAAUCCAGUCAUUAUUACAUAAUAUACGAAUUCAUAGAAGGAGCUUCUCUGGAUAAAUAUAUUAAGAAACAUGUUCUUAGUAAGAAUUAAAUUUUAAAAAUAAUGAAAGUACAAAUUCAAACAUAUCUUAGGAUUUAUUAUAAGUGGUUUAAUAUUUACAUAAGGAAGGAUUCAGCCAUCAGAACAUCAAAUUAGAGAACAUCUUCUAUUGUUCAAUGUUGGAUCAAAUCACUUUAAUAGAUUUCGGGCAAUAAAAGACCUAUGACAUCACUAGUUUAAGACACAUAAAAUCAAUCAAAACCUUGUCUACUUAAGAUUAUUUCACAGAGAUGAAUUUAUUUACCAGCAAUGGAUUCUCAUUAGAAAAAGAUUUCCUGGAUUGUGGACUCGUCUUUUAUUAAUUGUAAAUCUUUCAAUUUAAUUAUAGGAUUACUCAAUAAGCAUUGAACAACUAGGAAUUAAAUAACUUCUAUGAAAGUAGAAGAUUUCAUCAUCUUGUUGAUGAGAUCAAUAAUUAUGAAAUCUCUCAAUUUGUCUCUAAGCUUUUCAAUUGGUGUAAUUUAGAAAAUUAUGGAGAAGAAAACUUUGCUCAUGAUAUUGAUCAACUUAUCACUUCCAGUAGUGAUUGA
Molecule: messenger RNA, 1516 nt
Organism: Paramecium octaurelia
Lineage: Eukaryota; Ciliophora; Oligohymenophorea; Peniculida; Parameciidae
Source: the annotation of a GenBank genome assembly